UUUCAUCCACUUUAACGCACGGAAAGUCGACCGUUAAACUUGAAUUUGCUCUGCAGGCUCCAACGGUCUUCUUUUUCUUCUCUUUUUUUUUCUCUACUAUCGCUCGCCGAGAAUUCGUUAACUUCUUCCUCUUCUUCUUGAUCUAACUGUAAUUUCAUAAUGGGCACGGGAAGAAGGCCUAAAGCUCCCUCGGAUCGUCAAAAUUGGCAAAAAAUAUUUAACGCUUUGGUGGAGAUGUUGCAGACCCAGCAGACUCAACUUGAGGGGCUCGCCAAAGAGCGCAAACUCCUCGAAGAUCGUAUCACAAUGCAACACGACCGAUGGGUCUGCGAUGUUCGCCUCUUGGAAGACCAAAUUUCUCAGGUGAAGGGGGAUUUGUUAGUUCAUGAUAUGGCAGGCUCGCUUGAAGUGGCUAAGGCUGAAUUGGUUAUGGGUUUGAAGCAAAGGGAGGUGCAUAUUGACAAACUAAGAUUAGAGUAUGCACACACUGAGUUGGAAGAUUUUAAGGUGUUGUUUAAAUUGAAGUGUUCUGAGCCAAAGAGCGGAGUAAGAGAUAGAAAUACAAGGUCUUUGACAAGUAGUAAAAGUGAAGAACAUCGAUCUGAAAAGCUGGAAAGUGAAGCAAGAAGAUUAAAGCAGGACUAUGAUAAACUUUCUUUGGAAAAAGAAUCUGAGGUAUCUGCACUCUUGGCAGAGAAGACAUUCGUGUGGAAUCAGUACAAAAUUUUGGAGACAAAUUUAAGGAGUAAGAGUUCUGAAAUUGAACAAGCAGAUGAGAAAUUAAGGAAGCUUAUAUCAGGUAUGGAGCAAUUACAGUCAUCUAAUAAUGAAAAGGAUGACUGUAUUGCCAGAUUAACAAGUCAAUUAACUAAAAUGAAGGAAGAGUCUAAUAAGUUAAAGGCAGAAACUGGAAGACUCUCAAAAGAAGUAGAUCUUCUGAGAAAGUCUAGAAGUGCUUCAAUUACACCUGUUUUAACUCGUUGCACAACUAGAACAAAAACGUCUAGUUUGCGGGGCAAGAACAGUGCUACUGAUUCUACGGAGGUCUCUGAAAAGGGUGGCAGAAGAUCAAAGAGAAAGGCAGAUGAUGAUGAUGUCGUACUCACGUCGGAGACUCCAAAACUGUUCUCAGCCAACUUUAAAGUUCCCAAGUUGAAGAACUCACAUCCUUUGUGAGGUUAUAAAUUAUGUAUUUGGAUUUAGUUAUAGAGUAGGGACCUCACAUAAUUGGUCACAUCCUUUAUACUACUGUGUGAUUCUCAUGUAAAUUAUGUAUUUGGAUUUAGUUAUAGAGUAGGGACCAAUUAUUUUGUUAAAAACAUUUGUUUUGGGAAUGGGGUGGUUUUUGUAUGAUUAUAAUUUUUUAGAUGUGUCAAGACUGUUGUGAUAUUGUAACAUAUUAUUAUUAUUA
This is a messenger RNA of Humulus lupulus (European hop), 1411 nucleotides long. RefSeq lists its product as uncharacterized. The coding region runs from base 160 to 1176 and encodes 338 amino acids. Lineage: Eukaryota; Viridiplantae; Streptophyta; Magnoliopsida; Rosales; Cannabaceae. The transcript has 5 exons. The record is from RefSeq and is a predicted model, not a curated record.